This is a messenger RNA of Rhodotorula graminis WP1, 1419 nucleotides long. RefSeq lists its product as uncharacterized. The transcript is spliced from 4 exons. NCBI's taxonomy places the organism in Eukaryota, Fungi, Basidiomycota, Microbotryomycetes, Sporidiobolales, Sporidiobolaceae. The record is from RefSeq and is a predicted model, not a curated record. Bases 1 to 1386 code for a protein of 461 amino acids. Gene Ontology annotation, cellular component: nucleus. Gene Ontology annotation, molecular function: nucleic acid binding; exonuclease activity.
AUGCGCCCCGACGAGCCACAACGAGCCGGUCGCGUGUCGACCUCCUACUCGAGCACUUCGAGCGGGCUCACGGCGGGAACGGCGGCGAGGUCGAGCGGGACAGCGACGGCGAGUGCGGGAGCUUCGACGUCGAGGGUGACGCUCGACGACGUCCCAGAUGUGCGUGGGCUCUUUUCCGCCGUGCUCGAGCCCGUCACUGACCUCGAGUCCUCCUCGCGCAGGCUGGACCGCCGCGCUUGCCCAUGCCCAAGAGCCUCACGCACACACCGCACGCGACGAGGCAGAAGAUGGUCACCGCCCUGUACAACCAGUGCGCCCCCAUUCCGCUCGCUCAGCAUUCUCAAGCCCCCCUCUCCUGACCUGGUCCCGCACCCCUUGCGCAGGUUCCUCGACAUCUACACCCCGGGCAUCCUCCCGAGCUCGCUCCGCCAUCACCUCGCCUCGAAGCACGCCCUCGCGCAGGAGGAGCACCUCUUCUCGCGCUCGACCAAGGCGACGUACCGCAACUCGGUCAUCUCGGCGCUCGCGCGACUCAAGAAGCGGGCGCCGGCGCGCACGGUCGACGAGACGGGCACGCUCGAGGACGAGGUGGCGCGGCUGUCGAAGGCGGCCGAGGAGGAGAAGGGCCGCUUGACGAGGAAGCGGGUCGCCAAGUUUGUGCACCCGGUCGAGACGCUGCGACGGUUCGACUACCCGGUCGAGCUGCCGCCAGGGCCAGGAGGCGACCACCUGAGCGAGGAGGGCAACGUGCGCAAGUGCGACCGGUGCACGGCAGAGUUCACCGACGUCGCAGCGCUGCACUCGCGCGUCCCUUUCGUCGCCACCUCCUCCCUCCGUUCCUCCCUCGACACCUCUUCGUCCGACCUGCCACCAGCAGUCGACAUCGUCGCCCUCGACUGCGAGAUGAUCUACACGACGGCGGGCAUGUCGCUCGCACGCGUCACCGUCGUGUCGGCCACGGGCUCGACCCUCCUCGACGAGCACGUCCGCCCGCCACACGGCGUCGCCGUCCUCGACCUCAACACGCGCUUCAGCGGCGUCGUCGCCGCCGACCUGGGCAAGGCCGUGCUCGACGUGCCCGGCGUCAGGAGGGCGCUCGCCCAGUUUGUCGACCGCGAGACGGUCUUUGUCGGGCACGGCGUCGAGAACGACCUCAAGGCGCUGCGGCUCGUGCACGACAAGGUCAUCGACACUGCCAUCCUCUUCCCGCACCCCAGCGGCGGCACCUGGCGGCACUCGCUGCGCAACCUCGCCAAGGACGUCCUCCGCAAGUUUGUCCAGACGGGCGAGGGCCCAACGGUCGGGCACAGCGCCAAGGAGGACGCCGUCACGGCGCUCGAGCUCGUCAGGUGGAAGGUCAAGCAGGAUGCAGCGGGACGAGGGUGAGCCGCAAUGCACGCCUGGGCGACUUUGACGUCG